Messenger RNA from Neolamprologus brichardi, 2069 nucleotides. Lineage: Eukaryota; Metazoa; Chordata; Actinopteri; Cichliformes; Cichlidae. The record is from RefSeq and is a predicted model, not a curated record.
UGGUGAACUCCAGCCAAUCGCUGCUCGAGUGGUGUCAGAGCAUCACUAGUGGGUACCAGGGGGUAAAGGUCACAAACUUCAGCACUUCCUGGAGAAAUGGGCUGGCCUUCUGUGCCAUCCUACACCACUUCCAUCCAGACAAAAUAGAUUUUGACCAGUUGGACCCUCAUGAUAUCAAACUCAACAAUAAAAAGGCGUUUGAUGGCUUCGAGGCGCUGGGAAUCUCUCGCCUGCUGGAGCCGUCAGACAUGGUCCUUCUGUCUGUGCCUGACAGGCUCAUAGUCAUGACCUACCUCAGCCAGAUCCGCUCACACUUCACUAACCAGGAGCUGAGCGUGCUGCAGAUAGAGCACAACAGCAGUAAGUCCAGUUACGGCGUCACUCUCACCGGCCCGACUCCCACGAAUGUGGACGCUGCUGCUUUCUGCAUGGCCAGACUAAAUGAAGGAGUGAGUCUAGAAGAGGGAGGAAGCAGCACGCUGGUGGUCCCGCCGCCAAGAGCUAAACGACAGCUUAAAGUGGAGGAGUCCAUAACUCCAGUCCCACCCCCACGGUCUCUUACAAAGGUAGUCAAGCCUGGGCCGGCUCAGGAUGAAAAUACAAUGUCUAACUCUGCAACAGAAAACACGAGUAAUACAGAUUUUCAGUGUGCAGAUGAGCCCCAGCCUCCAAAACAAGACGAGGAAACAAUGGACACCAGCCAGUAUGUGUUGAGUGAGCUGGCAGCAUUGGAGACAGAACAGAAGCACAUCGACAGCAGAGCUGCAGUGGUGGAGAGACGACUGCGAAGUCUCAUGGAAACAGGAAGUGACCGUGAUGAAGAGGAGAGACUGAUCCAGGAGUGGUUCACUCUGGUAAACAAGAAGAACGCUCUGAUCCGCAGACAAGACAACCUGGAACUGUUACAAGAGGAGCAGGAUCUGGAGAGGAGAUUUGACCUUCUGACCAGAGAACUGCGCGUAAUCAUGGCUAUUGAAGACUGGCAGAAGUCACCCGCUCAGCAGCAGAGGGAGCAGCUGCUCCUCCAGGAGCUGGUGUCUUUGGUCAACCAAAGGGACGAGAUCAUCAGGGAUAUCGACACCAAGGAGAGACGGGCCAUGGAGGAGGAUGAGCGUCUGGAGCGUGGUCUCGAAAUGAGGAGGAGAAAAUACAGCAACAAAGAAAAAUGUGUGUUACAGUGAGACGAGUGAGGACAAGCACAAACAGCUUUUAGUACGGAUACUACAAAGUCCCAAAAGAGUACUUUUUUUAAAUAAUAGAAAGUUGUUGUUUUUUUUAAGGAUGCUGGGGCUCUGUAUUUUCUUGUAUUUAAAGUGCCUUGAGGACUGCUCUGAGUUUGACACUGCAAAAAAUAUGUCAUUUUCUCUGAUAAAAAAAAAGAAAUUCAAAUGUUCAUUAUUUUAAGUGUGUCUUAAUAUAUAAGUAUUGAUUGAUACUUUUCAUCUAUUUUUAUUUAUUUAAAUUAUGUAUCUGACUGUUUUACAUCUAUUGCACAUUUGCUUUUUGUGUGUUUCUGUUUCUAAUCUGUGACUUUCAGUAUUCAAACACUGGCUUAUCCUCCAUUGUGAAAAACGAGGCCAAAAAUAUUUGCAGCUUUGAGGGGAAGUUUAGUUUACAGUUGUUUGUAAUCUGCAGGUUUCUAGUAAUGUCACCCUACUUGUCACUUCCCCGAGGAAAAAGUCCAUAAACACGCCCGAGCAUUUUGGAUAUCAAAAUAGUAUGUGGUAAGUCAUGAGCUGGACUCGAAUGCCUCAUGUUGUUAGCGGAGGAUAUGUGUUUUCAGAUUCAGGAUGACCCCCUGCAGCCUCAUGGAGCUCAAAGAUGUUUCCAGCCUAAAGUUACACCUUGGUAACUUGCAGUCUUUGUGGAUGUGAUUGCUCACGUCUGCAAUAUUCACAGAAAUCAAAGUGCUUUCCAUUUCUGUGUCGACUACUGCAUGCAUGCUUAUGGAGGUGUGCUAAUAAAGUGGCACUGUGCUCCACAGCGCCACUAUGUAUUCAUACUGUAGCUGCGUAUAAUGAAUCGAGGAUGUUUGUGAUGAUGAAAAUAAAAACAUAUCGGCUGGUUGC